AUUAAGAAUGUAAGAUUAAGGAAGGCGAUUCCGGCUUCUGUCGGAGGGUCGCAUCCACCUCUCUCAGCCCGCAGGGGAGCGGAGCGGUGUUCCCGUUGCACCGUUCCCCCCGGCCUUUGCCGGAAGUGCCGGCCGGCCUUCAGGGCGGGGGCGGCGCUGUGAAACCGGCGCAAGAGUCGGGCCGAGGAACGACUGGAAGCCGCAGCCCCCGACAGGGAGAGGGCCAUGAACGGCACCGCGAACCCGCUGCUGGACCGCGAGGAGCACGGCCUGAAGCUCGGCGAGAGCUUCGAGAAGAGGCCGAAGUCGUCCUUCCACACCAUCCGCUAUGAUUUUAAGCCAGCAUCUAUAGAUACUUCAUGUGAAGGAGAACUCCAAGUUGGCAAGGGAGAUGAAGUCACAAUUACACUUCCACAUAUUCCUGGAUCAACACCUCCAAUGACUGUGUUCAAAGGAAACAAAAGGCCCUAUCAGAAAGACUGUGUUCUCAUCAUUAAUCAUGAUACUGGGGAAUAUGUAUUGGAAAAGCUCAGUAGCAGCAUUCAGGUCAAGAAAACAAGAGCUGAAGGAAGCAGCAAAAUCCAGGCCCGAAUGGAGCAGCCCCCUUCUCGAGCACCACCACCUCCUGUGCCAUUCAGAGCCCCAAUGAAACCACCAAUUGGACCAAAAACAUCCCCUGUGAAAGAUAAUCCUUCACCUGAACCUCAAUUGGAUGACAUUAAAAGAGAGCUAAGAGCAGAGGUUGAAAUCAUUGAGCAGAUGAGCAGCAGCAGCGGGAGCAGCUCCUCAGAUUCUGAGAGCUCUUCAGGCAGUGACGAUGAUAGCUCCAGCAGUGGAGGAGAAGAGCCAGCUGCCCGCGCCUCACCCUCCCAGCCUCCUCACCAGCAGUUCAGUCACAGGAACCCCAUGGCCAAUGGCACCAGCCGGCCCUCUGGAAAUCACCAGCUGAUGAACACCCUUCGAAAUGACUUACAAUUGAGUGAAUCUGGCAGUGACAGUGAUGACUAGCUCUAGAGCUUCCUACAUCCAUCUCUUUGGCCAGAGAACACGUGGAGACAGCAGGAUGCUAGCAAAAAGCCCAUCACCAAGGAGAGCGCUUGGGGAAUUAGUGAUCACUGAGGAGUUGGGGAGAGGGGAUCCAAGCCUUGUCACAGAGCCCGAGCAGGAGUGCUCUUGUAUAUAUUUUGUGAAUAAUCUGUUUUAAAAGUUUUACUUAGGUCUAUAGAGUGAAUGACUUAAGAGGGUUUUGUUGUUGUUUGGUUAAUAUUGUGGAUGAAAAACCUGAACAGUUGGGGGAUAGUCUUGGUUAUUCCAAGAUUGAAUGAUAGACAUCCUUGGCAGUCACUAGUUAUGUCAUCUUCAUUGCCAAAAGAAAUUAUUUGGCUUUUGGGGGGCAAUCAGCACCCCUAUAGAAUAUUAAAGCCACUUCAAAUUAUUGAGCACAUGGAGAGAAAGGUUGUAGACUUCCUUGCCUAACUAGACCUCACCCUAUAGGCCAGUGAAGACGAAUUUAGGGCAUAGACUUGCCAAGGUAGAGAGAACAUUGUUUAUGAUCCAUGCCACACCCCUCAUUUUCCAAAGGAGGGAAGACUUAGACAGGCAGAGGCACACAGCUAAUGAAUAACAAAUGGGAGUAAAGCCCAGGGCUCCAGCACUUUCUCUAUUGUUCCAUAAUAUGCCUCCCAUUCUAUUUAAUUAACCAAAUAUUUAUUGAACACCUACUGUGUGCAGAACUUAGGUAUGUAGCAAAACCAUUGAUUUGUGUGCAUAGAGCAAUCAGAUACGUAUUGGAGCUUUGUACCUAGACUGUGAAUGUCACAGCUGCCAUUUAAUUCUAGUUUGAAUUUGAGCCAGUUAAAGUUGGCUCUGUACAGGACAGAAGAACCCUAUGUUUGGCCACAGUGCCUGGAUGACAUUGGAAAUUUGAGUCCUGAGUUGUUAAGGGAAACCCAUGAGCCCACAUUUAUCUUUCAUUAGACGUGAUUGAUUCAGUGGCUUUUGAAAGGAAUGGGUUUUUAAAACAAGAAGUAGGAAUGGACAUGAAUAUAGGAGUUAGAGGAGAAAACUACUGAAUGUAUACAAACUGCAAGUGAGUUGAAAAGAAAAAGUCCCAGCGAAGAAUUUGGAAGUAUCAAAUGAGAAUACUGUAACUCUCCUUGAUUUGGGGGAUUUUUUUCCUCCCAUGCUUUUAUAAAACUAUGUUUAAAUUACAAGUUGUAUUUUUAUACAGCUGGAAGCGAGACAGAAUAUGCCCUCUCUUGUACAAAUCUUCAGCAAAAUGCUUAAAUUACUGAUGAAAUGGAAAGAUUGUUCUAGGACAACAAUCCUUAGUUAUAAUUAAGUGUACCUUAUUAAGUGUAUGUACAGUAGGCCUCCAUAUUGUCUAAAUGAACAAACAUCCCAUUGCCUAUAAUCAGAAUACAGAUUAUUUAACAUGAAAAAAAAAAAAAAGAAUGUAAGAUUAAGCUGGCAACGUGCAAGAUGAUCUAAAGCAGAGAUUCUUUACUACUUUAGUGUGUCAUGGAAGCCUAUAUAGACUCUUAUCUCAGAAUUUUUUUUUAAAUCAUAAUUGAAAGUAAUGCUAAAUUUCAGUUAGAGAUGAAUAAAAAGCCAUAAUUAUUUUCCCAUUCAAGUUCACAGAUCCCUUGAAACUUAUCUAAUCCUGGGUUAAGGAUCUCUAAUCUAACAUCAAGAAGCUCUUGUUUAGAGGGAGAGUUUGCAGCAAAUCCUAACAUCUUGUUGAAAUAACAGUUAGAUAAAGAGGCUAGGCUUUUCUAAUCUAAAGUGGAAAUGUCAACACUUGGAGCUGUGAAGUGGAGCUUAGUUGAGAUGAUAGAGCUAUGGAUAUAAAUUAGGGAAUUAUCUAGAAAUUCCAUCCUAGCAUCAUUAGAGGAGACAGCUAUUGUAGCCUAGCCAUCAUCCAGAGAGGUUGUGACUUAUUUUGUUAAUCAGUCAUUUUCAGUCAUUUCUAACUCUUCAUGACCUGCUGCUUUGGAGUUUUCUUGGCAAAGAUAUUGGAAUGGUUUGCCAUUUUCUUUUCCAGCUCAUUUUAUGGUUGAAGAAACUGAGGCAAACAGGAUUAAGUGACUUGCCCAGGGUCAUAUAGCUAAAAAGUAUCUGAAGCUGGAUUUUGCAAUGAUUAAAAUUAAUAUCCAGUACUCCAAGUAUAUUUAAUACUAUUUAUUAAAUAUUUAUCUUGAAGUAUAAGGAAGUAAGGCUAGCAAAACUAAAAAAAGAAACACUCCUCCCUCCUCCACCAUGGAAUCAGAGAGACCACAUGGGCGGAAACAGCACCCAAAAACUCUCCCCAUGUAUGAAGACACAAAAACAGGAAAAGGAAAAGGGGAUUGUGGGAAAUGUAGUCUCUAGGCUCAAGAUUCUAAAUCAACACAAUUUGAAUUCACAAAAAUGAGUCUUCUUGAUUUGAGGCCCAGUAUUCUACACAUUGUGCCACUUAGGAGCCCUGUGACUUAUUUAAUUAUGCGCUAAUAGUGAAUGGUAAAUCUAGGACUAGAUUCAAGUCAUCUGAGAACCUGGUCCAUUGCUUUUUCCCUCAUAUACUAUGAUGUUGCCCUUCAUCUCUCCUGACUCUAAAGAGCUUUGAGAAGCUAAAAAAUCUUCCCUGCCUCCCCCUCCUUCCCUUUUCCCCUCUUCACUGUUUCCUUCCCUCCCUCCCAUCUCACCUCCUCCCCCUUUUCUUUCCAGUAUCUCCACCCCACAUUGACCUGUUUUUGUUUUUUUUUUCCCUUAGGAUGAUGUCUAUCUGCUCCGGGUCUCAUCAUAUGGGUCAAGGAAGAGCAUUAUGUGGAUGUCUUGAGUCAUGGAACAUUUUUUAGAGUAAACUCAGGUAUCUCAAAGCUCUAUAUUAACAAAAAACCAGCAUACACGCACAUUUUUAAUGUUAACAUGAAUAUUCAGAAGGAAAAGUUGAUUAUUAAAAUGAUGGAGGAAAAGUUCCAUUACCACAAGUAUUUAUAAAGAAUACUCACACUAAGGACUAGUAAAGGUUCAUCUAAUUCUUCUAGAGUGGGUAAUGUCCAGGAUCCAAUCUUUUCUGACAUUCCAUGACUUCGUGGUGUUGGGAAAGUCUCUAUAGAUGUUUUCUAGAAAGAAAAAAAUCAAUCAGUGUUUGAAUGCCUCAAAUCUUGUGAAGUUGAGUGUUCCUAGGGAUUUGUAUAUAAGCUCUCAGUUGUAAAAUUUGGCUGCCUUAUUAGAUUUAUGACGAGAUUCCAAAUAGCAAAAAAAUUUCUUUUCAGUAAAAUUGGAGUAGGAAUCAUAGACUAAUUUAUUAGACUUGUGUCCUGGCCCUAGUUAUGAUAACUAAUAGAACCCUAUGACCAUAGCUUUCAUCACUCUGAAUCAUCAUUAUUAUACUUAUUUUUAAAACAGGGGGAGUGAAGGAGAUGGGUUGGAAUGGGAGGAUAAUACCUUUACGUUCCUUACCUUAGAGUUGUUGAAAUAAUGAUCAAAUGAGAAAAAAAUAAUCUUAAAUUGUAAAACACUAUACGAAUGUAAGUUAUUAUAUUUCAUGUAGCUUGAAAAGUGCUUUGUACAUAGUAGUUUCUCAGUAAACAUUUAUUGACUGACUCAGAAUUAAAGAAAAAUAACACUUGUCUUCAGUAGACUUGUAGACUGGAACUUUGAACAAGUUAAGACAAUAAAAAAAAACUUUUUUUUGGAA
This is a messenger RNA of Monodelphis domestica (gray short-tailed opossum), 4681 nucleotides long. Its product is annotated as ELL-associated factor 1. Gene Ontology annotation, cellular component: super elongation complex. Gene Ontology annotation, biological process: transcription elongation by RNA polymerase II. NCBI's taxonomy places the organism in Eukaryota, Metazoa, Chordata, Mammalia, Didelphimorphia, Didelphidae. Gene Ontology annotation, molecular function: transcription elongation factor activity. The record is from RefSeq and is a predicted model, not a curated record.